AUGCUAAUGCCCAAUAACAAGGUUUUAAUCGGAUAUUGUCAUCUAUGCACUUUAUAUUACGUUAACAGUCUCUUUAAGGUUGAAGAAUUGAAGAAUGCUCAUCAGUUCAGCCAGGAUAUAUGUGAUGAGUACUGUUCCAGAGGUGAACUGCUGGUUGUGGUGGAUAAUACCAAUGUUAAACGAUGGGAGAUGGGAACAUACUUUAAACUGGCAGAAAAAUAUAGGUAUACUGUGAUACUAGCGGAACCUAAAACUCCCUGGAGAUAUAAUGUUCAAGAACUGGCAGCAAGAAAUAGUCAUGGAGUGAGUAUAGAUGUGCUUAGUAGAAGAGUCAAAGAUUAUGAACGGGUUCUCCCUAGAUAUUUUGGUUGGUUCUUGAACCUGGCGGACAGUAGAGAUCUGUUAACAACGGCUAGUUAGAACACUGCU
This is a messenger RNA of Eurytemora carolleeae, 429 nucleotides long. RefSeq names its product NEDD4-binding protein 2-like 1. Bases 1 to 420 code for a protein of 139 amino acids. The transcript has 6 exons. Gene Ontology annotation, cellular component: membrane; cytoplasm. The record is from RefSeq and is a predicted model, not a curated record. NCBI's taxonomy places the organism in Eukaryota, Metazoa, Arthropoda, Copepoda, Calanoida, Temoridae. Gene Ontology annotation, biological process: cyclic nucleotide catabolic process. Gene Ontology annotation, molecular function: 2',3'-cyclic-nucleotide 3'-phosphodiesterase activity.